Messenger RNA from Clupea harengus (Atlantic herring), 2485 nucleotides. RefSeq names its product forkhead box D1 (gene foxd1). Lineage: Eukaryota; Metazoa; Chordata; Actinopteri; Clupeiformes; Clupeidae. Gene Ontology annotation, biological process: cell differentiation; anatomical structure morphogenesis; regulation of transcription by RNA polymerase II. Gene Ontology annotation, molecular function: DNA-binding transcription factor activity, RNA polymerase II-specific; RNA polymerase II cis-regulatory region sequence-specific DNA binding. The record is from RefSeq and is a predicted model, not a curated record.
UAUUUCACAAGCUCGCAUGCUCUUCCGUGAUCCGCGUGACUGAUGCGAGUUAACAGCUGACUAUUUUCCAUUACGAAUGGCUCGCGGAUGAUCUAGAUCACUCCUGUGUCACGCAAACUACUGUGCGUGGAGAGGCAGACAUGGAACCCGCGUGUGUGGACUCAAGGCAGCAAUCUCACGUUAUAGACGAAUCCGACUAUUGGUCACUUGCACAAUGAAAUAUCCAUAUCAAUCGCUUAUUAGAAAUGAUGAAAUUCCUCAGAUAUAGCAUUUAAAUCAUUAAAAAUUAUGACCGAAGCAGGGGAUGGUCCUACCCGCAGGCAUGUGCUUUGUUCGAAGGGCUUCUUUAAAUCUUCUAACAUACAGUGCAGUCUUUUUUAAGACACUAAUUGGACCGAACGGUUCCUCCUAUUACUGCUCUGGGAUGACCACCAUAAAGCCAGUCGAACUUUUUUCUCAUCCUCUACAGCUCUUUAGGUAUUUCGCAAAGGCGUUUUGUGCUUAUUUUUUUUCUCCCUUCACUUGCUGUGGUGACGUCCCGAGACCAUGUGAUCGUGAGGCUGGUAUAUAGAGGCAGGAUAGAACCGCCCUCUUUGGAAUUCUAGUUUGGCCUUUUUCAGGUCUGCCCCACUGUAUCUUAAAUUAGCGUACGGAUGCUGCCUCCUCCUCUGCCAUUUAGUGCAGAGAAACUACAUUACAGGCAGACUCCCCAAACCUAUGGCACAGGGGAGGCCCAGGACCAGUUCGGCUCUCCUCUGCUCUCAUCGCAUCCUAUGAGCUUUCCCAACAGUGGACACAUAGACAGGGUAAGCAACACGCGAGUCUUAUCUCCGCCGUAGCCCCCGGGAGCACGCGGCCGAGAGAGCCAUGACUUUGAGCUCCGAUAUGUCGGAUGCCUCCGUGCUCUCGGAAGAGACCGACAUCGAUGUGGUAGGUGAGGGCGAAGAUGCAGACAGUCACACGCGCUCCUACGUGGAUGAGGUGGCAGAGAUGCAAGACGACAUCCUGCUGUCCGCUUCACCGCCGUGUGGAGACUCGUCUGUCGCCCGGGAUCCGUACAAGCCUGCUAAGAACACCCUGGUGAAGCCUCCGUACUCCUACAUCGCCCUGAUCACUAUGUCAAUCCUUCAGAGUCCCAAGAAGCGCCUGACGCUCAGCGAGAUCUGUGACUUUAUUAGCAACCGCUUUCCGUACUACCGGGAAAAGUUCCCUGCGUGGCAGAACUCCAUCCGCCACAACUUGUCACUUAAUGACUGUUUUGUCAAGAUCCCGCGGGAACCAGGGAAUCCGGGAAAGGGUAACUACUGGACUCUGGACCCAGAGUCGGCCGACAUGUUCGAUAAUGGGAGCUUUCUCCGGCGUCGGAAGCGUUUCAAGCGCCAGCAAGCGCCGGACCUGCUCCGAGACCACGGUGGUUUUCUUCCCGCUGCGGCUGCAUACGGUUAUGGGCCCUAUGGCUGUGGCUAUGGGCUUCAGCUUCAGUCCUACCACACGCACUCGGCAUUGUUCGCUUUCCAACAGCAGCAGCAGCAGCACCAGCAGCAUCCGUCCCGCCACUCUCACGGCGGAACCCUUAUCCCCGCUCCUUCCCUUAUGCCAACGACCACGGAGCUGGCCAGGACCCGUUUCUACCCCCCUCUCAGCCCCAACCUCUCCUCCCCCGUACAGACUACGGUUAAGUCCAGUUCUCCGGUCCACCGAUCCCCCUUCUCCAUAGAGAGCAUCAUCGGGAGCUCAGUGAGCCCCGCGCACUCGCACUGUGCCUCGCGGACUUCUCCGGUGAUUCCGGUGUUACCGUCCUCACUUGCGACGCAGCAUUCGCCAAACCCGCCGCCCCCGCUACCGGGAGUAGUGCAUGGUGGGACAUCAUUGCACACAGUGGUCGAGAACUUUUCCAACCGGAUUGUCAGCGGCACUAGCGGCUGUUAAUUGCUUGUGUAACUUCAAAGUUUUAAAGAGACAAAAUCAAAAAACGCCCCUGUGUUAAAGGUAGGAUUAUUUUUGUAUUGUUCUUUCUUCGUUGCAAACAGCUGAAUGAAGGACGUUAACACUACUCGUGCCUAUAUUCAUGCUGUGAAAAAAAAUAUAUAAAUAUAAAUAUUUAUGUUAACAGUUUAGUGUUCGCCUAAUUUCUACCCCCACGAACUUUUUACGUUAUUAAAAGUGAUACGUAAAUCACUGUCUAGGGCGCCUCAGGAUAACGACAUUAUUAACAGGUUAUUAAAAUGUCACUUGUUUAAAACAAUGUAUUUUGUGUCAAAACAUCGAUGUUUUUCUAGUUUGACAAAUUGAAACAUUUUUUCCUGUUUUGAUUUGUUCUUUGUUAUGAAAAAAAAACGAAGUUGAAAGGCAAACAAUUUUUAUGCAGUGUGUUUCCGUAAUAAAGCAUUGUACAUUCUUUGGCAAGUAUUGUAUACUCGGAGUGUGAUAUUUUUACACGGUUUGUUUUUCAACAAAAUAAAUAUUGUUUAACUAAAAAUGAAAA